Molecule: messenger RNA, 3345 nt
Organism: Hymenoscyphus albidus
Lineage: Eukaryota; Fungi; Ascomycota; Leotiomycetes; Helotiales; Helotiaceae
Source: the annotation of a GenBank genome assembly
GUUCAAGCUUGCCUUCUUGUAUCUACAGAUCGCUAUCCUCCUGUACCUACACCCACACCCACACCUACGCAGACCUCCUUCUUUCUGACGCUCAUUUGCGAAUUUUGCGGUGUUUGGCAAUCCCAACUUGCGAUUCUUGCUUGCGAUCCACGAUACCUGUUUCGCUGUUUGCAACCAUUCUGAUUCUUCAAAACAUUCAACCUUGCGCGGCUUCCAAGAGCCUCCGACCCAUUCAGAAUGGGAACUUACGCCCAGCCCACUCAAGAUGCUAUUGACAGUUUCUGUAGCAUGAUUCCGGGUGUGCCUCGAUCAGAAGUUGUAGCCAGACUUAAGGUAUGGGUUCUGGGACUCGUUGCGCUGCAAUCUAGCUGACAGAAGCUGCCAGAAUAAUAACUGCAAUGUUGAGCAGGCUAUAGGCGAAUACUUUGAUAACAUCGACAACCCCAAUGGAAAUCAAGUACGGAAGACCCUAUGCGAUUUGGAUGGCAGAUAACUGAACUCUCCUCCAGUACCGGUGGGACGAGGGCCAGUUUGGUGGCGAGCGAGAUGGAGGACCGAAUAAUCACGGUGUUUGUGAGUACAGGAUGCCUAUUUUAAAGAGCUUGCUGGAAGACGCAUUGGCUCACGGUGAAGACAGCUUUCGAUAUCCAGGGACCAGACGAUGUGGGUCCUUACAACACACUCGAUGGAGCUAUGUCACGACCGCCGUCCCGAAUUAGCAAUAAUAGGUCCCCAAUGAGCAAAGUUAUAGACUUGAGUGCGGAUGCUGCAGCAGGUAUGGAGCUCCCUUGCUAUCUAUAGUAGCCACUCCCUAACGAGUUAUAGCCGAUCCGAGAAACUCGAAGACAUGGACUAGCGGGGAUCAUGAUUUAGAGCAAGCAAUUGCCGCAUCGAAAGCAGACAUGGCUCUAGCUCCGCAAGAGACAGGCAUCACCAAAAUGGAUCAACCACAUUUUGGACCCGCCAAUCGCGGAGAGUAUGAGGAGGGAAAAUGGGAUAUGGUUCCCGUGGGAAAAAGCUACGCUCAAGAAAUCUUGAUAGAUCCAGAACCAGCUUUUCGAAAGCGAGAAUAUGGAUCACCGGCAUUUCUAAAACCAACCAUUGAUAAACAUCCACUCGCCGCACUUUUCACCAUCUACCAUUCGAUACCCAAAAUCAGAGAGGUUUUCCUUGACCGCCUGAAUACUCUACCAAGUUAUGGGUUCGACAAAGAGUGGUGGGCUGGCAGUAUCAUUGAGGUUCCAACGAUCGUUGAUGACGACGCGGAACCCGAACCUCAAGUCAACCGGGAAAUCCAGCGUCUCAUGGCGUUUUUGGAUAAAACUGAACGUAGCUAUGGAUCUAUACAGGCUUUAGCGUGCCUACCAGAGGUUCAGGAAAACCAGCGCUACCACAACAAGCCAAUAGAACAUGCUGUGCUAGAAUCUUGGAAAAACUCGCUCAGAGACAGAGAGAAUCGGGCAGUUGUCAAAAAGGUUUUCAGUAGGGGCGUGUCUUCCGAAGGAUGUCCCGAAGAUGAGGGCAAGGAUUUUGCGGUCCUCCAAUUAGAGUUGCCGACCAAUGAUUCAUUGGAGACAUCAUUUUAUGAUCUAGCUGAUGAAACCAUUUGGCCGGAUCUCCAGCCUUUGAAUCUUGACCAGAGCCCUUUUCUUUCUCAUGUCGCAGAUGUUGUCGUAUUCAAGAUUCAAGGUGAUGAACGCAAGCGGAGCGUCGAUAUUCCAGCAACCUGGUACCCUGAUCGCUACUUGAGAUCUGGAAAAGAAGCAGCCCUUGAGAUGCGACUCAAAAAGAAAGAAAUGAUGGAGCAGCUGGACCGAAUAAACUACCUGGAGGACCGCCUUACCAACUUUCAAAUGCGGAGCGGAAAGGUUGUGAAAGUUAAGGAUUUGUUCAAUGCGUCUCUUCAGCACGAUGAGGCUGUGAUUGAGAAUGGAGACAAACUGCUUGACACUGAUAUGGAUAUGCUCUCCCCUCCCCGUUCUAGGAAAUCGGCGAACCUUUCAGCAGAGCUUCGGAGACUCGUAGAGAGUAUUGACAAGAAGUUAUCAGGUAUUCAUGAAUUCUUAUCGGCUCGUAUACUUCUGGCUAACGCAUUUGUAGCUUUGAACUUAGAAAGAGAGAAAGCCCGUAAGGCACUGACUGACCUUUCCAAGCUUUACACCGCCCCUUCUUCGGACAACACGGCACCGAAACUUCAUCCAUAUUCUCUGCGUGGUGUAAGCACUACCAAUAGCACGAUGUACAUAUGUAAACGCGCUGAGCCCGAUUUGAUGGACAUGGAUCUCAAUAGCAGCCAAACGUCCUCCAAUACUGACCAAUGGUGGCGAAUACAAUAUUCCACGUCUGGAAUCGCUAGCUGGGACCAAUCAGGUGCGACAGCUGCAUCUGGCUCACCCGGAAUCAAUCCUGUAACAGUUGAGGUAUGGUAGUCUCUAGAACUCGUAGCAUAUUCAUGCUUCUUUAUACACAUUUUUAAUCAAUCUGCAGAAAACCACAGAAGAAAACGUCCUCGAAGCAGCCAAGAACGAAAGCAAAAAUACCAUUUUGGUCUACGCAAGUGAAAGUGCAAUGGAGCAUACAAAUUACCCUCUGCCUAGUGCGCUUGAUGUGAGUAUACACUGCUGCCUUCUUGUCCAUAGUAAUGGCUCCUCUAAUUAUACCCUAGGCUUUUGUCCGAGCAGACAAUCGAGCUUUCAAAGCUGAAUUCGUUGAUAUUGAGGAAUCUUCAAUCCACGUAUCGUCUCCUGGCAAGCGGAAAUUUGACGAGCAAUCAUCUGAUUCUCAAGACUCUACUUCGGGAAGGUGGGGCGGACCUGGUCCUAAUCGCGAGAGCUCUGCGGGUAUUCUUGAGAGAGAAAUUAUGGGAAAUAGCGAAAUGUCAUACGAUGAUGCUCGUUCGGCUUCAAGGAGCCUUGCUGAUCGCCUGACAGACGAUGUUGAUGACUCAGAUAGCCACGCUACUGGGGACAUUAUUGUAGGUAUGGACCCCUCUUUGCUACAAAAUGGCACGCUGCCGGGUCAAGAGAUGCAGGAGCGAGGUAACAUGCGUCUAAGCUUGAUUGGAAGCCGAUCAAACAACAUCAAAUCCUCAACGAUUGAUAACAUGGAUCUGAAUGACAUCGUAGAAGACUCGCACGUUGCAGAGGAGAGUGGGGCCGUCAAACGGGUUGGGUUUGCUAAGUAAGAAGGCUUGAUAAUUACAUAUAUGUAAGCUAAGGGCCGCCGGCUUAUAAUAUGUUUUAUUAUAGCGAUUAGCGAGCGAGAAUAGAGAGCGCGAGGAACAUUAACAGCUGCGCUACAAUAGUAGAGCACCUUUGUUCUAUUCUUAGGUCUCUAUGUAUGUAA